Molecule: messenger RNA, 2482 nt
Organism: Galleria mellonella (greater wax moth)
Lineage: Eukaryota; Metazoa; Arthropoda; Insecta; Lepidoptera; Pyralidae
Exons: 3
Coding region: 336-833 (165 amino acids)
Biological process (GO): positive regulation of voltage-gated potassium channel activity; regulation of synaptic transmission, cholinergic; sleep
Source: RefSeq, a predicted model, not a curated record
UAAUGUCUUGGUUAGUCUCGCGCCGGCGCCAGCAUCGAUCGCAUGAUUCAGCGCCGCUGCUCGAGUUAUAGCCUCACUUAUUCGAUAUUUGGACAUGUACCGUUUUGCCGCUGUGUUUCCUUCCUGUGAAUCACGAUACAAGCGCGGUGGUGGUUGCCGCUUGGAGCCGCUUUCAGUCUUCUAUAACACAUGGAGGAACAAACGCGAUUGUGUAGAUAGUUAAUUACUCGUAAAUGUUGUUUCUAAAGAGCCAUUCAUGAAGUGCUCCGGUACGCUGAAGUUUAUUUUACUAAUAGGUCUCUGAAAGUAUUUUAAGUGGAGUUUCAUUCAUAAUAAUGGAUUUAAAAUUAUUAUUAUUGGCUUUGACAUUGUUUUGGAAAUAUUCCGUCGUAUCAGCAAUAGUAAGGUGCUUCAAAUGUGAACCUCGGUUUGCCAGUUAUCAGAUGAGCCACAAGACGUGCGAACAAUUUGACGGCAGCGACAAAUUUGUACACCAGUGCAACUCCUCUACUAUGUGCUUUAAGAAGAAAAUCACAUUUGAUCUAGGAAAUGAAUUGAUAACGACGUAUCAACGGGGCUGUGCAUUACAAACAAUGAGCGGUGACCAGAAGAGAAUAAACGGGAAAUGGACUUUAGUAAACAAUAUAUAUGAGGUUUAUAAGGAGACUUGUGAAGAGAAUGUAAGCGGAGAAGAGGAUCGACUCACCAACUCCCUCCAUUGUUACUGCCGCGGAGAUCUUUGCAAUUCUUCAGCAAAAUAUUCUCCGAAUUUUUUUAUUAGGAUAUUGAGUAGUGUUUUAUUUCUACGGAAUGUAGUUAGAUACAUAAUUUAAUCAAAUUUGCAAACAUAAUUUAAGACUUAAAAUGUGCAAAAUGCGCGUGCUAUCUUGUGAUACGGAUCAGCUGAGCAAACUUAUAUAUCUUAUAGACAUGGAUAAUAUAUAUGUGGUUACAUUAAAUGUAAUCAUUAAUAACACACAUUUACAAAGUGAAAAAGAUGUUUGCUCAAAAUGUAUGCUGUGAGAGGUGCAUUAAGGCGGUUAAAUAAUCUUGUAAUUUUAUUUGUGUAUUAAAUUCAUAGAUAAUACUUCUUAAAUAUGCAGGAAGAAUAAACAAUUCGAUACGACAAAUUAUAUUAAAUUUUAUCUAGGGGUGGAUACCAUCCAAAUCAAUCAUUCCGAUUAGAUCCAAAUACGAAAAUGGGUCUACUAAAAAUAUUUAAUAUUAAAGUAUUUAAGAUUUAAAUUCCAAAGAAUCAAUCAUAAUUAUAGGUGUGCUUCUGACACGGUGCUUAUAGUUUUAUGUAUUGUUGCUAGUCAUUACCUAUAAUGUUAAUGUCCUGCGAACUUAAUAAAGUACAUAGUAUUGUUCAAUGGAGAAAAUAAGGAUUUAUUUCUUUUAAUAUUUACCAAAACAUUUUUUCAAAACAUAAGAAAAUAAUUAUCUUUAAAGUGUAUAAAACAAAGUUGCUGUUUGCAUCUGUCUUUUUCUUCAUUUACUUUUUCUAAAUUACGCAGCUUAUUUCACUGCCAUUUAGAUAUAUACGUGUGUUGUAUUACAAUACAUCCUAGUGAAACUUUUGUAUAAGUAGAUAAUUGAACUCGUGCGAAGUAUAGGCGGAUCGCUAGUAUUUUAAAUACCUAUGAAUUAUGAUGUGAAAUGUAUGCAAUGUAUGCAAAAAAAUGCUGCAAUACUAUGUAAGUAGCAUUUCUCUGCUGAUCAAUUAUCUCGUUAACACAGGUUUAUUAUAUUAACCUAUUUAGGCGCCCAAUUCUAUAACCACAACUAUUAAACCCUUUUAAAAGUAUAAUAUUAAUAUAAGUUAAGAAACUACAGUUUUGAUUUUACGAAUAAAUCUUAUUUAAUUUCAUUUCAAUCUUUGGAAAACAGUAAUACAAUUAUGCGGUGUACAAUUUGACCAGAGGGAGACUGUACAAAAGUCAAUUGCUUGGGUAUCUCUGUCCUAUUCGUGUUUCAACCGUGAAGCAGUUGUGUUUGCAUGGCUGUGUUUCGGUUUGAAGGGUGGGAUAUGGCGUGAAUUUACAGGGUACAGAGGAAUAACACCCGAGUCCUCAGGAAUGGUAACGCAUGGGGGGUAUCAUACAAAAAUAUAUAUAUAUAUAUAUAUAUAUUUACUAACACACAUGUUCUAUACAUACAUUAUACACAUGAUCAUAUUAGAGACACAUAUGAACACUUAAUUUUUUGUAAACGAAAUCAUCGUAUCAACAUCAUGGACUGAUUAAAGUUAUUACAAAAGGGAAAUUAAAAGACGUCUACAAUUAACCAUAACAAAGUCUGCAUACAAUUGAAUGCAUUUUACUUUCCCAUUAUAUAAUUGUAAACAGAUUUUAAUAAUUGUUUUUGUAAUCAAUAUUGUCACGAUACAAAUCGCUAUUGUUUUUUGUUGAGCAAAAUUUACUUGUUAUUUUGUAACUAUAGUUUCCCUCAAUAAAAAAACUUUUACAAGUAAAAAACUGUA